Messenger RNA from Silurus meridionalis, 3718 nucleotides. RefSeq names its product FERM domain containing 6 (gene frmd6). NCBI's taxonomy places the organism in Eukaryota, Metazoa, Chordata, Actinopteri, Siluriformes, Siluridae. The transcript is spliced from 14 exons. Gene Ontology annotation, biological process: positive regulation of hippo signaling. The record is from RefSeq and is a predicted model, not a curated record. Gene Ontology annotation, cellular component: cytoskeleton; cytoplasmic side of apical plasma membrane. Bases 325 to 2142 code for a protein of 605 amino acids.
UAACUUGUUACCUCUCCUCAGCUCACUGUGCCCUUCCUCACCCCUGGUGUGUUACUCUUCUCCGUAAAGAAGAAACGGCGGAGGGUUUGAUCUUACUUGGGAUUAUUGCGGAUAAAUCACUGUUACGGGAUUGUUUAGCCCGAUGUUACAGGAAAGAGGGGGCGUGGAUGUGUUGUGAAUCAACUAAGUCUGUGUGUGAGAGACAGAAAGACUGUAUAUGUGUGAAUUUACUAAACCCAGUACAGUGAGAGUGUAAACGUGAAGGCGCUCUUGGGGGCGGAGCUCCACAAAGGGGCAGAGUUUCCAGGAGGAAGCCAGACAAACAUGAGCAAAUUGACGUUCCACAACAACAAGACCAUGCAGGAUCGCCGUUGUGUGUGUGUGUUUCUCCCAAACGAUGAAACACUCAACGUCAUUGUCAGUGUGAAGACUUUGUGUCAGGAAUUGUUGGAGCAAGUGUGUGAUCUUCUCCGUCUUAAAGAUUGUCACCUAUUCGGCCUCAGUGUUGUUCAGAAUAAUGAGCACAUCUAUAUGGAACUGGGACAGAAGCUGUCCAAAUACUGCCCUAGGGAGUGGAAACGAGAAGCCAGCAGGGGAAUUGAUCAGUUUGGGCCUCCAAUGAUUGUACACUUCAGAGCUCAGUACUAUGUGGAGAAUGGCAGACUUAUCAGUGAUCGUAUGGCAAGGUAUUAUUAUUACUGGCAUUUGAGGAAGCAAGUGAUGCAGUCCCAAUGUGUCCAGCGGGAGGAGGCCUAUUUCUUGCUAGCUGCAUUUGCUCUUCAGGCUGACCUGGGAAAUUACAAGCGAAACAAACACUUUAGCUCCUACUUCCAGCCCGAGUCGUACUUUCCUUCAUGGGUCAUCACUAAGAGGGGGAGAGACUACAUUCUCCGACAUAUUCCGAAUAUGCAUAAGGAACAGUUUGCUCUCACCGCAUCAGAAGCUCAGCUGAAAUACAUCAAACAAGCAGCACUUCUGGACGAUGUCACUGUCCACUACUACCGCCUUUAUAAGGAUAAAAAGGAAGUGGAAGCAUCUUUAACCCUUGGGCUUACUCUGCGUGGUAUCCAGAUCUUUCAGAAUGUAGGCAGUGUCCGGCAGCUUCUAUACGAUUUUCCCUGGACCAAUGUGGGCAAACUUGUAUUUGUGGGGAAGAGGUUUGAGAUCUUGCCCGACGGCUUGCCCUCUGCCAGAAAGCUCACCUACUACACUGGCUGUCCGCUGCGUUCCCGCCAUCUCCUACAGUUGCUUAGCAACAGUCACCGCCUAUACAUGAACCUUCAGCCUGUGCUUAAGCAAGUCCGACGCCUGGAGGAGAACGAAGAGAAGAAGCAGUAUCGGGAGUCAUAUAUAAGUGAUGCACUGGAGUUGGACAUGGAACAGCUGGAGCAGCGAUCUCGUGCUAGUGGAAGCAGCAUGGGUAGUGUUUCACGCCAGAAACGAUUCUCGCGUCACUCUACAACCAGCCACAGCAGCUCUCACACUUCAGGCAUCGAAACCGACAGCUUUCGUACCCCAGCACACACACCGCACCGGCCACUUCGCUCACACUCCUCCUCCAACACCAGCCAUGCCAGUACACGCACCUCUGGCAUUGAGAGCAGUGGCAAGGAGCGAGGUCUGGAUGAUGAUGAGAUUGAGAUGUUGGUUGAUGACCCUAAAGACUAUGAAGAACUCACUGAUUUAGCAUUGGAGCUUAGUCAAGACCUCUGCAUUCACAUCACCGAGGACAUGUUAACAUCUGCCCAAAGCAAUGGCUACUCAGGCUUAGUUGUAAAGGAAGUAAGCUCAUCAACAUCCAGUUCAUCUGAGACCGUCGUGAAGAUGAAAGGCCAAAGCAUUGAAUCACUUCCUCAGAUGGUGUCUGGCAGGAAGUCUCAAAACUCAACGGACCGGCAUAGCCAAUCACUGGAUGAUAUCCGUCUAUUCCAGAGGAAUUCCCUGGAGUGGGUAGAGCCCUGUCAGGACUCUGCCCACAGUUACACAUUUGGUUGUGUGGAGGAACUUAGCAAUGGUUACCAGGGAGUUAUGGAACAGAGGGCUGGUAUCUGUGAUGAGCAACACCCUUUUCCCAUCAAAAGAACCAACAAGUACUUCUCCCUGGACCUGACCACAGAGGAGGUGCCUGAGUUUGUGGUGUAAGCGAGAAGGAUAAUAAGAAAAAGCUUAAAGACACGACUGAGGACCUUUAUUUGUAUGUGUAUGCGUGUACGUGUGUGCUUAUGUUAGUGUGUGUUUAAGGUUCAUAAAGAAGCUGCUGAAUUUGGGACAAGAAAAGAAAGGGAAACUGCUUCAGUCUGGCUCAGCUGCUCAGCUGCUGCGUGUCUGUGUGUCUUUCUGUGUCUGUGUCUGUCUGUGUGUGAGAGAGAGAGUGAGUAAGAAAAAUAUGUGUUUUAAACAUACAGUAUGAGCUAUUGACCAAAGAUUAGCAGUCUUCAGUGUUCAAUAAGCAACUGAACAUACAAGCCAUAUCAUAAUACUCAAUGGACAGGCUUGGUACUAGUAUUUCCAUUACCAGGAAAAGUUUGGACACCCUAGAAGUUUUUUUCAAAGUUUUGAAGACAUUGUGAUUACUGCUAUUGGUUAUAACUGUUGUACAAGACCCAUGUAAAAAGUAAGGUUAAUGCCUGUUAAAUUUUUUUUUAUUUUUUUAUUUUUAUUUUUUAAAUACUUCCCCAAACAAAUACCUUUUCUUUAGAACAUUUGAGAAACAACAAAUAUGUGCUCAGCUUAGCUAGAGAAUUCUUGGUGAUUUUUUUAAACAAUAAACCUGGUGAUAAAAAUACAGUGUGUAAAUGAUCUGGAUACUGUUGAGAAUCUAAAAUGUUUAGGUUUUUUUUGUUGCCACUGCAUAUUUUCAUACAUGACAAUGGUAAUGACUUUCUAUUGUACAAAGAAACAUAUGAUAAAAACCCUUCUGUUAGGUGUGUCCAAACUUUUGACUGGUAUUGUGUGCACUUGUGUGUAAUCUGUGCUUUGUGGUGCCGGCUGCUCUAAUUGAACCGCCUGUGCCUUUGUUACACUAUGCAAAUAUGAGACCCUGUCACUGGGAUUCUCCAAAGUCUCUCAUCUGUGCACCAAGUACAUUUUUACCAUCUAUGCCAAUUAAACAAGCAGAGAUGGUUAGUGUCUGGUUGGUCACACAGCUUGAGCAGUUUCUUAUAUCCAACCAAACCAAGUUAUGGUGAGUUGCACAAAUGCAAUCAUAAUUUGUCUUUAUCCCUCUGCAGAAUAAUCAAAUCACAGGGUUCUUGUGUUUUAAGCCAGGGAGGACAGUAUAAUGAUGUCAUAUAUAUGUAGAAUACUGGACCUCCAAAUUAAGUCCUCCAAAUACAAACAUGGAGCACAAAGGUUGUUUUUGCAAUAGCCAUAGUUUGGUGUUUACACUUGACCAGCUGUCAGACAAAGUUAAAAAAAAAAAAAAAAAGGAAAAUAAAAAAUGGCUAAAGCUGGAGUUUUAGCCACAGGUGUUAUAGUGGGAAGGAUCAUAAAAAAAAAGCCAAAUUGGGGUUUUCCAAGCCAUUGCAACCCAUGUAGAAACCCACUAAUGAGAUCUUUCCUGCUAAUCUGUAUUUACCAUAAAGUCUCAUACGCUUUAUGUUUGUCUUUUUUUGGCUAAGUGUUGGUGAUGUUUCUUUUAAAUAUUUUUUUUAUUAACUGGAACUUUAUUUUAUACAUAUUUUGUUAAACUGUUGUUGUCAUUAAAGUGGGAGCCAUG